GGAGAAACACCGGAGAGUAAAGAUGGCAGAGAAGAGCAGCACGGAUCACACGGAGGAUGCAAAUGUAGAUGAAAACGCUGCUCCCGGACUAUCAUUAAUGAUUGUCACCGUUAAAACCCCCAAUGGAAAAGAGCAAAUCGCGAUUUCGGAGGAUUCUCCUGUCUCUCAGUUCAGACAGGAGGUCUCCAAAAAGUUCAAGGUCCAGCUGGACAAACUGGUGUUGAUAUUUGCAGGAAAGAUCCUGAAGGAUGAUGAGACUUUAAAGCAGCAUGGUAUCAAAGACGGUUUGACUGUUCAUCUCAUCAUCAGGGCUGCACCAAAAUCGACAGGUGACGGUACGUCUCAGACAAGUUCCAGUUCUGCAACAGCUCAGAGUAACAGCAGCACCAAUGCAGCUGUAACGGACAGAGCAGGAGGCAGCUCGAGUCAGACGCCGACACAACCGGCCAGCCUCUCAGCACCUGCUAACGCAGCCAGUGGACUCGGUGACCUGUCCGGCUUGUUAGGUCUGGGCGUGCGCGCGUCCAGCUUGACGGAGAUACAGCAGCAGGUGCAGAGCCAGCUGAUGUCCAACCCACAGAUGAUGUCGCAGAUCAUGAGCAGCCCGCUGGUCCAGAACAUGAUGUCCAACCCAGACCUGAUGAGACAGAUGUUAGCCGGCAGUCCUCAGACGCAGCAGCUCAUGGGACAGAACCCGGACGUCUCCCGCCUGUUGAGCAACCCCAGCGUCAUGAGACAGAUGCAGAAUCCUGAAACUCUGUCAAUGCUGACCAACCCCAGAGCCAUGCAGGCCCUCAUUCAGAUCCAGCAGGGCCUGCAGACCUUACAGGCAGAAGUCCCAGGAUUCAUGUCCAGAUUGUCUACUGGAGGUCUCAUGGUUCCUCCAGCCACAAGAGGCGGCGUCCCCCCAGAGACCCCUCCGCCAACUGUCACGGCAACAGGAGCCAGUCCCGCCGCAGCCGGCGAUCCCUCCCAGCAGCAGCUCAUGCAGCAGAUGUUACAGAUGUUUGCAGGCGGAGGGCCAUCACUUCAGACCCCGGAGGUUCGCUUCCAGCAGCAGCUCGACCAGCUCAACGCCAUGGGCUUCAUCGACCGCCAAGCCAACCUGCGGGCACUCAUCGCCACGGGAGGGGAUGUUAACGCCGCCAUCGAGAGACUGCUGGCCUAACUAGCCCAGCUCAUCCUGGGGCUGAAGGCUUGUAAAGGUGUGAACCAGCGUUGUAGAUUUUUAAGAUUUUAAUUCAUAAACACACUCCGGCAUCAAAAGCAAGUGUGACCUGACACCCAGAUUAACGCAUCUGCGUUCAUGCAGCUGAUCUGUAAAUCACAGGACGGAUAAACUGGGACGUUUGGAAUCAUAGUGGGAGAAAUUGAGGGAAUAUGCUGGUGGUUUCGAACAGAUUUGGUCCUGUACUGCUGCUCCACCAAUGAUUUACUCCUGUCAGUCCAGACGCAGAUUAUUUCUGACAUGAAAAGUGGUCGUUCAUUGGAUGUCUGCAUGAGGUCACCAAGGAUUUUAACAGAUUGUAUUAAGGUGCUUUGAUAAAGAGUUGUAAUUUGGUUGUUGAGUUUGAUGGUGGUUUACUGUACAAUCGCUUGUUUUUACGUGUUUUCAUCCUCCUGCCUGGUAUUCAUUGAAGUUGUCUCUUUAUUUAAAGGUUCAGUGUGUGCAUUUUAAAUACAAUUUGUGGCGUCUAGAGGUGAGGAAUGCAGACUGCAAACAGCUAUAGCCUCUCCCGAUUGAAACUGUUUCCUCUAUACUGUUUGGCACGCUGCAAACUGGCCGCUCGUCCAGCACUUGCUAUGUAUGUUAACCUUUUUCUGUGGUGAUUAUUGAAUGUGCACGAACCUUAUUUCUGAUCCAGACACAAGGAGGUUUUCACGGCAAGCUGAAAUAUCUACAGAGGUCUCAUCCUCUCCAAAACAAACAGACCAGGUGAUUUAAAUGAUAAAAACACAGAUUAAAGCAGUUUUACUUUAAAAAAAAUUGUGUUUUCCAAUACUGUCAUCACAGAGAGGCGUCUUAUUAUGAGGGCCAAUGCAAAAAGCCGAAUGUCCCUAUCUAGAGCUGGAGUUUUGUUUGUCCAUUCUGGGCUACAGUAGAAACAUGGUGAUCUCCGUAGAUGAGGACCUGUUCCCGAUGUAGAUAUAAACAGCUCAUUUUAUUUCCUCUUAAAAAAACUUUUGUCAGUACUGAUCUUUGGUUGUGUGGUCGGCACGGCUGCCUAAAUGUUUUAGGAGGAGGUUAAAAAACAACGUUUUCACAUUGUUGGACCAAGUUUGUGUAAUGUGUGUCGAUAAGGGCUGGAUAAUGUGACAUUUUGAGUGGGAGAGAUUUUUUGUUGACACAUGUCCCUUUAAUAUCUAUGGUUUGUGUUGCCUGACUGUGAAAUUGGAUUUACAGGAUUUUCUUUGAGUACUUUUGUCAUGUUUUUAUUUGCAGAAUUAGGGAAAACAAUAAUUUCUAUGUAAUAGUUUUCAUCUAUAAAUGUGUCUACAGAAUCACAAUAAAGCCUUAGUAAUUGUAUAUACAUAAGACGGAGGUUUUUAUUUACAUCAUGCACCCCGAGAGAAUAAACUUGCACCCAUUUGCAUUUUUGGUUAGAAAUGAUGAUAUUACGAUGAACUGUGGUUGUGGAUUACUCAAUAGAAAUCACUAAAAGCCACUAAGGAAUAAUUUCAUUUACAAGUAAAUGAAAUGAUUUCUGCAUUUAAAAAAACGAAUUUCAACACAAGCAGUGAAGUGCCUAAAUAUAAUGUUGUGUUCUUCAUGUUGCAAAAUGAUUGUGUGAAAUCUACGUGUGUCUCCCUAUGGACGCUAAGAAGCCAAAACAUGUUAAUAUAUUUUUCAGUCCAAUAGAUUAUCCGUAAUGUGUCUUGUUUAUUUUAAAUAUAUGUGAAUGAUUUAUUUUGGUAAUAGAAUUUAAGCUGUGUAAUAAACUUCUGAUAGAAAUUUUACAUUUUUGCCUUUAGCUCAUCAAAUUGUUUGCUGCUUCCACUGAUAUCUGAAAUAAAUCCUCCUAAAAAAAGUAAGCACUGUCAUUGUGAGUAACAGAGGUCUGUAAUGUUCUGUGCAGCGCUGCAAAAAUAAUUAAACUGAUGAAAUAAUACCUCAAAUACUAUUCUGUAAGAGUCUGUCUUAAAUAUUAAAAAAUAAAAUGAC
Molecule: messenger RNA, 3163 nt
Organism: Plectropomus leopardus (leopard coralgrouper)
Lineage: Eukaryota; Metazoa; Chordata; Actinopteri; Perciformes; Serranidae
Gene: ubqln4
Product: ubiquilin 4
Biological process (GO): ubiquitin-dependent protein catabolic process
Cellular component (GO): cytosol
Molecular function (GO): polyubiquitin modification-dependent protein binding
Source: RefSeq, a predicted model, not a curated record